ACCUCUGCCUCUCAAACACAUGUCUGAAGCGUCUCAUUAACGAGUUGUCCCACCGCAAAGCUAUACCGUAUAUCACCGGCAGAUGGCGCUAGAAGUUUGAAUGAGUAACCACCAGUUUUGGGGUACCACCAGUCAGGCGCGCUCUAGCAAGCGCGGAGGAGAGUUCCCCAGAUGCGAGUCGCGACGAGCUGUAAGCGCUUCAUUCGACUUCGCACACGCUUGCUCAACGGGGUGCGCAGCCAUCGACUGCGAGAAGUCUUUGUAGCAGUAGCAGCUAGACGAUCCCUUUACCUAAAGCUCACUUUCUCAGUACAGAUAAAAGGGACCAUGAAGACAGCCAUCUGGAGUUAUCGUUUUGCGGAUAGUAUCCAGCCCCACCGAUCGCUCCCACACACGGACGACUGAAUGACGAGCGAGGAUGGCUGGAGGAAGGAGAGGACUUGUAGCCCCUCAAAACACUUUUUUAGAAAAUAUUGUCAGACGAUCUAACGAUACCAAUUUUGUCCUUGGGAAUGCUCAGAUCGUGGACUGGCCCAUCGUCUACAGCAACGAUGGCUUCUGCAAGCUGUCGGGGUACCACAGGGCGGAAGUCAUGCAGAAGAGCAGCACAUGCAGCUUCAUGUACGGGGAGCUCACAGACAAGGAUACUAGCGAGAAAGUACGGCUAACGUUUGAAAACUACGAGAUGAACUCAUUUGAAAUACUAAUGUAUAAAAAAAACAGAACGCCGGUAUGGUUCUUUGUSAAGAUAGCCCCUAUACGAAACGAACAGGAAAAAGUGGUGCUGUUUCUGUGCACCUUCAGUGACAUCACAGCCUUUAAACAACCAAUAGAAGAUGAAACUUCAAAAGGUUGGGGCAAGUUUGCCCGGCUAACUCGUGCUCUGACCAGCAGUAGAGGGGUGUUACAGCAGCUACAGCCUACUGUACACAAAGGAGAGAACGUUCACAAGCACUCCCGCCUAGCUGAGGUCCUCCAGCUGGGCUCAGACAUCCUCCCCCAGUACAAGCAGGAGACGCCCAAGACGCCGCCCCACAUCAUCCUCCACUACUGCGCCUUCAAGACCACUUGGGACUGGGUCAUCCUCAUCCUCACCUUCUACACGGCCAUUAUGGUUCCUUACAACGUCUCCUUCAAGACCAAGCAGAACAACGUGACGUGGCUGGUGGUGGACAGCAUCGUAGACGUAAUCUUCCUGGUGGACAUCGUACUCAACUUCCACACUACCUUCGUGGGCCCGGCCGGAGAGGUCAUCUCUGACCCCAAGCUCAUCAGGAUGAACUACCUGAAGACCUGGUUCGUCAUCGACCUGCUCUCCUGCCUGCCUUACGACGUCAUCAACGCCUUCGAGAAUGUGGACGAGGGGAUCAGCAGUCUGUUCAGUUCUCUGAAGGUUGUCCGGUUGCUGCGCUUGGGCAGAGUAGCCCGUAAACUGGACCACUACAUUGAGUAUGGAGCCGCCGUCCUCGUCCUGUUGGUGUGUGUCUUCGGCCUGGCUGCCCACUGGUUGGCCUGCAUCUGGUACAGCAUCGGUGACUAUGAGGUGAUAGACGAGGAGACAGGCAUCCUGCGGACAGACAGCUGGCUGUACAUGCUGGGGGAGACAGUGGGCUCGCCAUACCGCUUCAACGCCAGCGGAACAGGGAAGUGGGAGGGCGGCCCCAACAAAGACUCGGUCUACAUCACAUCUCUAUACUUCACCAUGACCUCUCUGACCAGUAUAGGGUUUGGAAACAUCGCCCCCACCACCGACGGAGAGAAGAUCUUCGCUGUCGCCAUGAUGAUGAUUGGAUCCCUGCUUUACGCCACCAUCUUCGGUAACGUCACCACCAUCUUCCAGCAGAUGUACGCCAACACCAACCGCUACCACGAGAUGCUGAACAGCGUCCGUGACUUCCUCAAACUCUACCAAGUGCCCAAGGGGCUGAGCGAGAGGGUCAUGGAUUAUAUCGCCUCCACCUGGUCCAUGUCCCGGGGCAUAGAUACUGAAAAGGUAUUGCAGAUAUGCCCUAAAGACAUGAGGGCAGAUAUCUGCGUCCACCUGAACAGGAAAGUCUUCAAAGAACACCCUGCGUUCAGGUUGGCCAGUGACGGGUGCCUGCGUGCCCUGGCCAUGGAGUUCCAGACUAUCCACUGUGCCCCUGGUGACCUCAUCUACCAUGCCGGAGAGAGCGUGGACAGCCUCUGUUUCGUGGUGUCAGGAUCCCUGGAGGUCAUCCAAGAUGACGAGGUGGUGGCCAUCUUAGGUAAGGGGGACGUGUUUGGGGAUGUGUUCUGGAAGGAGGUGACCCUAGCCCAGGCGUGUGCCAACGUGCGUGCCCUGACCUACUGUGAUCUCCAUGUCAUUAAACGGGAUGCCCUGCAGAAGGUUCUGGAGUUCUACACAGCCUUCUCUAACCACUUUUCACGGAACCUGCUGCUCACUUACAACCUGCGGAAGAGGAUUGUGUUCAGAAAAAUCAGCGAUGUGAAACGGGAGGAAGAGGAGCGCCUGAGACGAAAGAAUGAAGCACCCCUCAAUCUCCCGCCGGACCACCCGGUGCGUCGGCUCUUCCAGCGGUUCCGUCAGCAGAAGGAGGCCCGUAUACAUCAGGAGCGGGCCAACCCAUCCGAUGACAUGGAGAGAGGUCAAACCGUGAAUGUCGAGCCCACUCCCAUCCAUGAAAUAAUCGCCACCACCAGCAUUGUCACUGUUACCGAAAGCCCAGCCACACCCAUUUUGGCCGCCACAAUCUCCAGCCCGUCAGACAAAGCCAAGCUCCAGGCCCCGUCUCUCCGAGUGUUCGAGCCGGCCAAGGUCAAAGGCUGGGGACGCUUCAAGGACUCCAUGACCAAGGAGUCCAACUGGAACAAGGUGUCCAAAGCAGAGUCCAUGGAGACGCUAGCCGAGCGGACUAAGGCAGGGGCAGCCCACGAGUCCCAGACCUCGCUGAAGAAAACCAACUCGUGCGACAGCGGCAUCACCAAGAGCGAUCUGCGUCUAGACAACGUGGGGGACAGCUCCCGCACCACGCCACAGGACCGCAGCCCUGUGGCACCCCCUGAGGUGGCCAAGCAGCACGCCUUCUACCCCAUCCCAGAGCAGACUCUCCAGGCUUCUGUUCUGGAGCUCAAGCUGGAGCUCAAAGAGGACUUGAAGGCCUUAAACACCCGCAUGGCUGGCCUGGAGGCCCAGCUAGCAGAAGCUCUGAAGCUCCUCAAGGUCCAAAGGAGAGCUCCCAGCUCCCCCAAGCCUCUUUUUGAGAUCUCUAGACCCACCACACCAGACUCGGACAAGGAGGACAUAUUUUCGUAGAAGCAAAAAGGGACUUACGUUGAGAGUGUGAAGACAGGCAACAGAUUCAGAAAAUCUUUAUUGUCCCAAUGCUGGGCAAUUUGGUCACAGGGCCACAGAUUCUGGGAGUUGUUGGUGUAUCUCAGCUGAGGCCAUUUAUUGUCCCUCACCUUGCCGAUGCCUGUGAAAGCAGCAGAUGAUGGAGCUACGAUGCUGUUAAUUUAAAGAGGAUCUGGUGGUUUUACCCGUGGGCUAUGGAACCUUGGAGUUGAACCCGUCGGUCAUUCUGGAGAAUCUGGGGUGUGCACAGUGAAAGGGGUCUAGGUCCACUGCAGUGACCUUUAGACCACCAUGGGUUUGGCUACCCUCUCUGUGACCCACAGACACAGGUUCACAGCUGUACUCUUGUGUUCUCCUGGUCUGCUUGUGCACAUCGGCUGUAUAUUUAAGUUGCUACUUUUUUCCACCAGUCCAUGGAGUUCAAGAGCAGAGCAGCAACAUGCGUUAUUAUUCACUGUCAUUAUCCUUGUAGAUCUCCAAUGGGACCACUAUCUUUAGUGGUUCUCAGAGUACAGUAUCUAUAAGGGGUGAAUCCAUCUUUUGCUUUUCCACUAUCUUUGAACCACCAGUGCACAAUGCAUUCUGUAUGUAUUCACGAUGUCAUUCUAUCACCGUGUAAUACUUUACAAGACUGUAUGCAUACCUUGGUGUUGCCUUUAUAAAUACAAAAAGGCUAUAGAAGCAUUCAGCACAGGUGAUACUGUAUAUUGAGCUUUGCACUUGCUAUAAGCAUUCAAUAUAGAUCUUGCUCCUGACAAUGCAUUACACACAGAUGGUUCACAGAACGUAUUACAGUAGGUUGUUUUUACUACUGUACUCUGUCAUCAUUGGAUCACCUUGUAGCCAUCUUCUUUAAACCAGACGAAGGAGGCUGUGUUGACCAAUCAGAGCUCAGGACCAUUAGGUUUCAACCAAUCAAUCUUUUGGUCUGUGCGCAGAGAACCCUGACUGGCCAAUCAAAGACCAGCAUGGUCUUUUGAAAGAACUCCAACCCCCUUUUAGACUGACUGACCAUCACCGUAUGUCUUAUCAGAUCGAACAGAGAACUGCUAUCUAUAGCCAAGAAACCACCUUUGUUGAUUGGUUCGUCUUUAUUCUUGGCCGAUGGUUACAAUGCUGGGAAUUACUCUUAAGGAACUGCGUCAGUUGCACUAACAACGCUCCAUCAUGGCGACAUGUGGAGGUUGUAUUAUUUAACUGAUUCUUAGUUUAUGUUUGUCAAACAUGGCUCUCUGACACUGUACAUGUGAAACGAAUUGAAAAAGUAUUUCAACAUUUACUGUGUAACUGGGUCUUCCAAAAAACAUACUUUUUCAAGACACUUCACUGCAAAGUAUGACUUGCUGCAUGACUUGCGUUGAUCGACAUACAUUACUGUUUGGCGUUGCCGUUUUCCUUAGGCUAGCCUACUGAUUGAUAUUCAGUAAUGGAGUUCCAAGCAUGAGCAAAGGCAAACAGAACUUUGAGGCCUAUGAAUUAGUAAUCAAUGUACAUUUUUUAAAUCUAAUUUAAAUCCAGGACAUGUUGAUCUCCUUCUGUCCGGAACUUUCACUAAUUGGAACCUAGCGGUUCCAAAGUUUUCACGUCUUCAAUGAUGUGGGCACCUUCAAUGGGUUUCAUUAAUUUGAGACCUAAGCCUAAUCAAACCCUAGCAGUAUCAUGUUAAUAUUUGAAAAUAUUAUGAUCUUAAUGUUAACUGCUGCCAAAGUUCCUCCCAUCACUAUAUGGGACCAACUGGCGUUUGGGCCCUGGUUUGCCACAAGACAGUGUUAGCCUGAGCUUAAGCGUAGGCAUUAGUUCGGUAAGCCAACGCAAGUCUUCAGGUCUCAGGCAAGGUUACUCAUCCCGUGAGUGGGAUUUACUAAACCAGCUUCAUUACAUAUACAUGUAGUUCAUUAUUAGUCUUAGGUGAGGUCUCCACUAAUAGUUGUGUUUUCAUUGGGCUACAUAAUGGCAACAUUGUGUUACAUAACAGCUGAAAUGUUCUACAUAGCCCGCAAAUGGCUAGAAACAGACAGCUGCAACACCGCACUCCUUUAAUUUUUCACUUUCAAUUCAUGCAAUUUAUUAGUGACAAAUUGUUUUAAAAGUAUGUACAGUUGAAGUCGGAAGUUUACAUACACUUAGGUUGGAGUCAUU
This is a messenger RNA of Salvelinus sp. IW2-2015, 5473 nucleotides long. Its product is annotated as voltage-gated delayed rectifier potassium channel KCNH1-like. Gene Ontology annotation, molecular function: delayed rectifier potassium channel activity; structural constituent of ribosome. Gene Ontology annotation, cellular component: mitochondrial ribosome; plasma membrane. Gene Ontology annotation, biological process: mitochondrial translation; regulation of membrane potential; potassium ion transmembrane transport. The record is from RefSeq and is a predicted model, not a curated record. NCBI's taxonomy places the organism in Eukaryota, Metazoa, Chordata, Actinopteri, Salmoniformes, Salmonidae.